Plasmodium falciparum 3D7 is the source of this 6726-nucleotide messenger RNA. Its product is annotated as erythrocyte membrane protein 1, PfEMP1. Gene Ontology annotation, molecular function: host cell surface receptor binding. Gene Ontology annotation, cellular component: membrane. The transcript has 2 exons. The coding region runs from base 1 to 6726 and encodes 2241 amino acids. Lineage: Eukaryota; Apicomplexa; Aconoidasida; Haemosporida; Plasmodiidae. The record is from RefSeq and is a predicted model, not a curated record.
AUGGCGGCGCAAAGUAGUGGUGGGGGUGGAGGUUGUGGUGAGGAAGAUAAAGAUGCCAAAUAUAUGUUUGAUAGGAUAGGGAAAGAAGUGCACGACGAAGUGAAAAAUGCUGCAAAUGUCUUUAAAGAUUAUUUGAAAGGAAAUUUGACAAUAUCAACAAUUUUUGGUGAGGAAACAGUUGCCUUCACAGAUCCGUGCGAGCUUAUAAAAGAAAAACGUGAUGAACUUCUUGCUGCUCGCGGUGAUCCGUGCGGAAAAGGAAAAGAACAUCGUUUUUCUAAAGAACGUGGCGCUGAAUGUGAUGAUAACAAAAUUGAAGGUAAUGUUCGUAGUAAAGGUAAAGGAGGUAAGAGUGCAGGUGCAUGUGCUCCAUAUAGACGGUUAUCUCUAUGUAACAAAAAUUUUCCAAAUAUGAAUAGUAAGGAUAGUUUGAAAGCUAAAAAUGAUUUAUUGGUAGAUGUGUGUUAUGCAGCAAAAUACGAGGCAGAGUCAUUAAUACCUUAUCAUGACCAAUAUAAAUUAACUUAUGGUGAUUCUCAAAUAUGUACUGUAUUAGCCCGAAGUUUUGCAGAUAUAGGUGAUAUUGUCAGAGGAAAAGAUCUUUUCCUUGGUCAUAAUCAAAGAAAAAAAAAAUUAGAAGAAAGAUUAGAACAAAUGUUUAAGAACAUUACGCAUAGUAAUGCGGCUAAACUAAGUGUACUUUCAAGCAAAGAAAUUAGGGAAUAUUGGUGGGCUCUUAAUAGAGACCAAGUAUGGAAAGCACUAACAUGUGACGAAGAGAACAAGCUAGGGGGUAAUGCAUAUUUUCAUGCAACGUGCAGUGAACGUAAUGGAGGUUGUUCUCAAGCUCAUGAAAAAUGCAGGUGUCCCAUGACAAGUGAUGGCAAGCCCAAUGACCAAGUCCCCACGUAUUUUGACUACGUGCCGCAGUAUCUUCGCUGGUUCGAGGAAUGGGCAGAAGAUUUUUGCAGGAAAAAAAAAAUAUAUGUUGAUAUAGUUAAAAAAUAUUGUCGUGGAGAAAGAGAUGGUGAGAAAUAUUGUAGUUUGAAUGGCUGCGAUUGCACAAAAACUGUUAGAGCACGAGGUAAGUUGCGUUAUGGUAAUAGAUGCACGGACUGUUUGUUUGCAUGUCAUCGUUAUGAAAAUUGGAUAGAUAACCAACGGAAACAAUUUCUAAAACAACGAAACAAAUAUACUGAAGAAAUAAAUGGAACAUCAACUAGUAGUAGGACAAGACGAAGUGCACGUGGUGGUAGUGAUCAUAAAGGAUAUGAAAAAAUUUUUUAUGAAAAACUUGAAGGUGAAUAUAGAACCGUUGAUGGUUUUUUGGAAUUAUUAAAUAAAGAAAAAGCAUGCCAAGAAGUUAAAGACAGUGAAGGAGGAAAAAUUAAUUUUAGUGAAAAACACAGUGGUAAUAGUAAUGAUGAAACAAAAGGAACAUUUUAUCGUUCGGAAUAUUGCCAACCAUGUCCUUAUUGUGGAGUGAGAAAGACAAAGGGUAAUCAAUGGGAAAAUAAAAGUAAAAAUGAUCAAUGCAAUAUAAAACUUUAUAGGCCUAAUCCUGGCGAGUCAGGUACUCCUAUUGAAAUCCUUAAAAGUGGUGAAGGAGAAACAGAAAUUGAAAACAAAUUGAACGCGUUCUGUGCUCAAACAAAAAAUGGUAGUGUUGUUGGUGGCGGUAGUGGUGGUGGUAACAGUGAUAGUAAGGAACUUUAUGAUGAAUGGCAAUGUUAUGAAUUUAAACAGCUGACGACAGAUGGUCAGGAGGACGAUGAUGACGAGGACUAUGACAAGGAUGUAAGAACUGGAGGCGGAUUAUGUAUAUUGGAAAAAAAAAAAGAAGAAGGUGAAGCCAAAUCUCAAAAUGAACCUGAUGAAAUCCAAAAGACAUACAAUGAUUUUUUUUACUAUUGGGUGGCACAUAUGUUAAAAGAUUCUAUACAUUGGAGAACAAAAAAACUUGAUAAGUGUAUAAAUAACACUAAUAAAUCAAAAGCAUGUAAAAACAGUAAUAAAUGUAAUAAUGAUUGUGGUUGUUUUCAAAAAUGGGUUGAUCAAAAAAAAGAAAAGGAAUGGGACGCAAUAAAACAACAAUUUCGCAAGCAAAAAGAUAUUGGAGAUGAAACAAAUUGUGAUCCUAUCGUAACUCUUGAAGGUGUUUUGCAAAUAGAAUUUUUGAAAGGCGAUUCCGAAGACAGUUCCGAAGAAAAAUCCGAAAAUAGUCUGGAUGCAAAGGAAAUACAACACCUUCGCCAAAUGUUGAAACAAGCAGGUGUUGCUAUUGGUCUUGAUGCUUUUGUUGCUCUUCGUGGUCGGUGUACUGAAGGUGGUGCCGACAGUCAAAAUAAGACCACAAUUGAUAAAUUGCUCGAUGAGGAAGCAAAAGAAGCCAAAGAUUGCCAAUCAAAACACAAAGAUCCCUGUCCCAAACCACAAGAUGGUGUUGCCGGUCGUUCCGCCGAACACCCCGAAGAGCAGGAGGAGGAAGAAGAAGACGACGACGAAGAGAUCGAGGAGAAGUCGGAGGAAAACGACGAGGAGUCGGAAAAGACGGUGGAGGACAAGGAGACAGAGGCGGAAAACGUCGCAGAGGUACCACCAACAACACAAGACAAUGCGGAGAAGCCAUGUGAUAUAGUGGCUGAACUAUUUAAAAAACCGGACACUCUCAAACAAGCCUGUCCAACCAAAUAUGGAAGUAAAGCACCCACAAGUUGGAAAUGUAUACCAACCAAACCAAAUAGUGACAGUAGUACCACAGGUGGUGGUAGUGACACUGGUGUUCCUACCACUAAAUCUGGUGCCACUGGCAAAAGUGGUGGUAGUGAUACUGGUAGUGUUUGUAUCCCACCCAGGAGGCGAAAACUAUAUGUGGGUGAGUUAACGAAGUGGGCGGAAAGCAAACAGGUGGCACAAGCACAAACAACUGACACACAGACACAAGUUGACGCCGCGUCGACAUCGACGUCACAGACGUCUCUCCUCCGCGACGCGUUUAUUCAAUCUGCGGCAGUGGAAACUUUUUUUUUGUGGCAUAGAUACAAAAAAGAGUGGGAAUUGCGACAAAAGGAGGCGGAACAAGGACAAAGUGGAUUACCAGGAAUUGGUGUGCCUGGAGCUGGGAUACCUGUAGUGCCUGGGGCAGGAAUACCAGGAGUAGUAGGUGCGAACGGCCUAUCACAACCAGUACUCGGUGUAGACAAUGACAACCCCCAAACAUCGUUACAAAAUGGUACAAUCCCCACCGAUUUUUUGCGUCAAAUGUUUUAUACUUUAGGUGAUUAUAGGGAUAUAUUAUUUAGUGGUAGUAACGACACAACUAGUGGUAGUAAAGACACAUCUAGUGGUAGUAAUGACAACCUCAAACAUAUUGUUCUUAAUGCAGGGGGUGACCAGAAGAGCAAGGAUGAAAUGCAGACAAUACAAACAGCUAUAAGUAGCUAUUUUUCAAAUAGUGGUAAACCUUCUACUAGUGUCACACCUGUCACCCAACCUAGUGGCACAACCCCUCAAGCCUUGUGGUCAAAAUACGCCGAAUCUAUCUGGAAUGGAAUGGUAUGUGCCUUAACCUAUAGAGAUAGUGGCGACAAAGGCGGAAAACCACAAAAAGUUGAAGCUGCGAACGGCAAACUUUUCCAACAACUCAAAGACAAAUACGGCGAAUACGACAAAGUAAAACUCGAAGAAGAAGAUAGUGAGAACCAAGCCAAAGGUAGCUCCUCCCAACACCCCGAAAACCCCUCAACCACUAGUGAAAACAAACCCACCCACCUCACCGACUUUAUAUCACGCCCCCCCUACUUCCGAUACCUUGAAGAAUGGGGUCAAAAUUUUUGUAAAAAACGAACAGAGAUGUUGGGGAAAAUUAAAGAUAAUUGUACGGAAGAUGGUGGUAAAACAAAAAAAUGUAGUGGGGAUGGACAUGAUUGUACUGAUGGCAAACGUAGAUAUAAUAAUAUGUUUGAUGAUUUAGAUUGUCGUCCUUGUUAUGAACAAUGUAGAAAAUAUAGAAAAUGGAUAGAUAUAAAAUUCGUAGAAUAUCAAAAUCAAAAAAAUAAAUAUGGAGAGGAACAUGAAAAAUUAAAAACUAAUUCUAAUGGUGAUAAUAAUUGUUGUACAGAAAUAAAAGAAAAAACUUCUGCUGCAGAUUUUUUGAAAGCAUUGAAACAUUGCAAAGAUGGUCAAACUGGUGGGGAAAAAAAUAAAACACAUUUUGAGAAUCCUGAAACCACGUUUGGCCCCUUAGAUUAUUGUAAAACGUGUCCUCCCAAUAAGGUUUCUUGUAAUGUUAUACGUGGUAGAAGUGGUGGUAGAAAUGGAUGUAAUGUUAAGGAUAAUGAAGACAAAUGGAAAGAGGUUUUUGAUGGAAUAAGUGGAAACGGUGGAAAGAGUUCUACUAUUGAAGUCGAAAUGAUUGAUCGUAGGGGACCGUAUAUGAAGGAGUAUAUGAAAGAAAAUUCAAAAAAUCCAUUUAAAACAUCACGUUUAUUUAAAGGUAUAAGGAAAGAACAAUGGGAAUGUAAAGUUACUAAUGAUGAUAUGCAUAUAUGUAAACUAGAUCAGUUUAAGGAAAAUAUAAACCUCAAUCCAUAUACUACAUUUAAAGUAUUGCUACAUUAUUGGUUAGAAGAUUUUUUAUAUGGUUAUUAUAUAUCAAAAAAAAAAAUAGAAAAAUGUACACAAAAAGAAAAAAAUGCAUGUGAUGAAGAAACUAAAAAAAAUUGUGUAUGUGUGAAAACAUGGGUAGAACAAAAGAAAAAGGAGUGGAAAGAAAUAAAAAAACAUUUUAAAAAUCGAGAACAAAAAUAUGGUCAGGGAAAUGAUAUUAAGUCUAAAGUUAAAAUGUUUUUGGAGACCUUGAUACCUCUAAUGGAUCUUGUAAAUAAUAAAGGAAAGCAUGAAAGUCUAGAUGCGUUCCUGAAGUCCUAUGAAUGUAAAUGCGCUGAGAGCUCAGGAAAAAAAGGUGGUAAAGAGAACAAUAUUGUUCUAUGUUUGCUUGAUAUGCUUGAAAAAAAAGCAACACCUUGUUUAUCCUCAACUAGUGACAGCUCAGAAACACCCUGUGAAAAUACCCCCACCACCCUUGACGAUGACGAUCCCCUUGAAGAGGAAAACCCAGUAAUACACCCUCAAAUUUGUGGAGAUAUACCAACAACAAAAGAAACAGUGGAUGAAGACGCUUGUAAACGAGCAGAGGAACCACCAAAAGAACCGGCACCAACAGGACCGAAAAAACCGGCACCAACAGCAGGUGGUGAGGAAGACCAAACCGAAAAAGACACCGAAGUCAACCCCCUGGCACCGGCCCCUGCGGAUGAAACCUUUGACCCGACUAUCUUGCAAACAACCAUUCCUUUAGGUAUUGCGCUGGCAUUAGGAUCUAUUGCUUUUUUAUUUUUGAAGAAAAAAACCAAAGCAUCUGUUGGAAAUUUAUUCCAAAUACUGCAAAUACCCAAAAGUGAUUAUGAUAUACCGACAAAACUUUCACCCAAUAGAUAUAUACCUUAUACUAGUGGUAAAUACAGAGGCAAACGGUACAUUUACCUUGAAGGAGAUAGUGGAACUGAUAGUGGUUACACCGAUCAUUAUAGUGAUAUUACUUCAUCUUCCGAAAGUGAGUAUGAAGAAUUUGAUAUUAAUGAUAUAUAUGUACCAGGUAGUCCUAAAUAUAAAACAUUGAUAGAAGUGGUACUAGAACCUAGUGGUAACAACACAACAGCUAGUGGUAACAACACAACAGCUAGUGGUAACAACACAACAGCUAGUGGUAACAACACAACAGCUAGUGGUAACAACACAACAGCUAGUGAUACACAAAAUGAUAUACAAAAUGAUGGUAUACCUAGUAGUAAAAUUACAGAUAAUGAGUGGAAUACAUUGAAAGAUGAAUUUAUAUCACAAUAUCUACAAAGUGAACAACCAAAGGAUGUACCAAAUGAUUAUAAAAGUGGAAAUAGUUCAACAAAUACCAAUAUUACUACCACGUCACGUGAUAAUAUGGAAGAAAAACCUUUUAUUAUGUCCAUUCAUGAUAGAGAUUUAUAUAGUGGAGAAGAAUAUAGUUAUAAUGUUAAUAUGAGUACUAAUAGUAUGGAUGAUCCAAAAUAUGUAUCAAAUAAUGUAUAUUCUGGUAUAGAUUUAAUUAAUGAUUCGUUGAAUAGUAAUAAUGUUGAUAUUUAUGAUGAAGUGUUGAAACGAAAAGAAAACGAAUUAUUUGGGACAAAUCAUGUGAAACAAACAAGUAUACAUAGUGUUGCCAAACUAACAAAUAGUGACCCCAUCCACAACCAACUAGAACUGUUCCAUACAUGGCUAGAUAGACAUAGAGAUAUGUGCGAAAAGUGGAAUAAUAAAGAGGAAGUAUUAGAUAAAUUAAAAGAAGAGUGGGAAAAUGAUACAUCAACUAGUGGUAACACUCACCCUAGUGAUAGUAACAAAACGUUGAAUACUGAUGUUUCUAUUCAAAUACAUAUGGAUAAUCCUAAACCUAUAAAUCAAUUUAAUAAUAUGGAUACUAUCUUGGAAGAUCUGGACAAACCAUUUAAUGAACCCUACUAUUAUGAUAUGUAUGACGAUGAUAUUUAUUAUGAUGUAAAUGAUGAUAAUGAUACAUCAACUGUGGAUAGUAAUAAUAUGGAUGUACCUAGUAAAGUACAAAUUGAAAUGGAUGUAAAUACUAAAUUGGUGAAAGAGAAAUAUCCUAUAUCGGAUGUAUGGGAUAUAUAA